Molecule: messenger RNA, 2346 nt
Organism: Suillus fuscotomentosus
Lineage: Eukaryota; Fungi; Basidiomycota; Agaricomycetes; Boletales; Suillaceae
Product: WD40-repeat-containing domain protein
Exons: 8
Coding region: 1-2346 (781 amino acids)
Biological process (GO): transcription initiation at RNA polymerase II promoter
Cellular component (GO): transcription factor TFIID complex
Molecular function (GO): RNA polymerase II general transcription initiation factor activity; protein binding
Source: RefSeq, a predicted model, not a curated record
AUGUCUGCUGCAACGCCUGCAGCCUCGUCUUCUGGAGGUGUUUCUCCAGUCAACGCCAGUGCACCCGAUGUCACCCAGAACGUAAGCUCAAUUGACCGUCUGGUAUUGGAGUAUCUUCGCUCUCGAGGACACAAGGAUGCAGAAAGGGCUCUUAAUGAAUCACUUGAAAGCGGGAGCGUAGAUGAGUCUGCGAAGACGGUAUCUGCUGAAGACCUCAUCAAGACUCUUGCUGUUUAUGCACAAAAGCCAUCGCGCCCGGGGGACAAUGUAUUGAAGGAAAGUGCAAACGUUCUACAGGAACUGACGGCGAUGGGAAAUCCGCCGAGUAUACAGAACCUGAUUGCUAGCCUUGGGACUGUCGGCGCGGAAGAUAUACUGUCUGUUGAUCCAACGGACAAGGAGGAGGGAUUCCGAGAGCUCGAAGCGUGGGUUGAAGGUUCACUUGACAUGUACAAGCCGGAAUUCCGACCUAUCCUGUUUCCCAUAUUUUGCCAUUUCCAUCUGGAUCUUGUCCAGCGAGGAUUCAAGGAAGCUGCCCUGCGCUUCUACGCGACGUAUUCGCCGUCUUUAGCCCCGAUGCAUCACGCUACUUUACAUCAUCUCUCGACUCUCCUGCUUCCCUCACAUGUUCAAAAUGAUGAUGAUGCACAGCGCUUCAAAAAUGAAAAAUAUGUCAUCAGAAUGAGCCGGUCAGGUUUCAGCUUGUUGGUGGGAUGGCUGACAGAAGGAGUUGGAGGUGAAGCCACUGGUGCAGGGGAUGGCUUCUCUGGCGAGAAAGGAAAGAGAGGCCGAGCAGCAAUUAUGCGAGUGGUGAACAACCAUCUUCGUUUUGAUGUGACUGCCGCGAGCGCUACAGCAGUUUCGCCCAAUGCAUGGGAAGAAUCAACUGGCCUGCUUUCGCAACUCAUUCCGCAAACAAGCGCUUCUGCCACUCCUAAUCCUCAUGCUUUCAAUGCCUCCAAAGGCGAACUAAAACUUGGCCCUGCCCCCAUCUCUGAAGAGUUGCGCGCGGAGACGGAACGCGUCAUCCGCGAACAAUCUGUACUGGACCGCGAUCCCAAUGCUCAAUACGACUUGCAAUUCCUGAGGCCUCCAGCUGUCCUGGGAGUUAUCUCACCCACUGAAUCAGACAUGCUUCCUUAUCCCCAGUCGUUCAAAACGGUUGAUGUUCAAAGAGAGGUCGAGAAAGUACGAGAUGCAAGGAAACGUAUACGACUCGAGCCCUCUGCGCUAAGUUCUAUUGACAUGAACUCGGUGCAAGGAGGCGCUGCUCGUGCGCGUGGCUUGCCCAGCAUUUGCGCGUAUACGCUACAUGACGUCGGAGAAGGUGCGCCGUGUUGCACCUUCUCACCUGACUUGACUCUGAUGGCGGCCGGCUUUUCUGAGAGUUACAUUCGUUUAUGGAGCCUGAAGAAUGAAAAACUCAAGGGACUACGCAAUGACUUCUCUCUGAGUUCAGUGAAGGAUUCUGGGUCGUUGUCGAAAAUACAGCAAAAAGAAGGAAAUACAACCCGAAAGCUUGUCGGCCACAGUGGUCCUGUGUAUUCUUUAUCCUUUGAUCCAUUGGGAGGAUCAGCUGUGCCCCCAAGAUACCUUCUUUCUGCUUCAGCAGAUGCAACUACACGACUGUGGUCUCUUGACACAAUGACGAAUGUCGUUGCUUUUCGUGGCCACCAGAACCCUGUAUGGGACGUUCAGUGGAGUCCUAUGGGCAUCUAUUUUGCAACAGCAAGCCGUGAUCGAACCGCCAGGUUAUGGUCAACAGACCGCACAUCGUGUUUGAGAAUCUAUGCAGGGCACUUGAGUGAUGUGGACUGCGUCCGGUUCCAUCCUAACUCGUUAUACCUCGCUACGGGUUCAAGUGAUUGGACUGCGCGGCUUUGGGAUGUUCAACGUGGCGCUUGCGUUCGUGUUUUUAUCGGCCAUCAAGGGAGCCUUUCGACGUUGGCCAUUAGUCCAGAUGGACGAUAUCUCGCCAGCGCAGGCGAAGACCUCGCAAUCAAUCUUUGGGAUCUCGGCUCUGGACGUCGUAUCAAAAAAAUGACUGGGCAUACAGCAUCUGUAUAUUCUCUGUCAUUUAGUGCCGAAUCAUCCAUGCUUGUUAGUGGAGGUGCAGACUGGACGGUACGUUGCUGGGACGUGAGGGGAGCCGGUGGAUCCGGUAAAUCACGGGAGAGUGGCGUUACUGAAUCUACUAUCACACGGACGAUCGACGACGAAAACAAUGAAACAUCUGACCUACUCGCGACGUUCCCUACCAAACGGACCCCUAUCACCAACGUGCACUUCACCCCCCGUAAUUUAUGCUUGGUAGCAGGUAAUUUCCUUGCACCCGACUCACGAUAA